Molecule: messenger RNA, 956 nt
Organism: Cucurbita moschata (crookneck pumpkin)
Lineage: Eukaryota; Viridiplantae; Streptophyta; Magnoliopsida; Cucurbitales; Cucurbitaceae
Product: protein CURVATURE THYLAKOID 1D, chloroplastic-like
Exons: 6
Coding region: 56-655 (199 amino acids)
Cellular component (GO): chloroplast thylakoid membrane; thylakoid
Source: RefSeq, a predicted model, not a curated record
CAUCGGUCCAUUCAGCCCUACUACGCUCCACCGCUUCACCGAUUCCUCUCCCGCCAUGGCCAUGGAGCUCUCUGCAUCCCGAGCCAUUUCUAACCUACCACUUUUCUCUACUGUUCUCGCCGGAAACUCGCAGCUCCGUCCGAGGCACGCUCUUCCUCUCAGAAUCGCCAUAGUCUCCCGCUCUACUCGUAGCCUUCACUUCCGAUGUCGUCCUUUUUCUGUUUCGUUGCCAAGAGCAGCAGCCUCUGAUGAUUCAAAUGGUUAUCGACCAUUCAUUACUGAAGAACGGGAUGGUCCGAUAAUCUUGGAAGAUUCUCCUGCUGAGAAGCUCCCAUCCGACGAAAUGGCGUCAUCAGAAGAACCAGUUGAGGGUGCGCAAGAACAGGCGUUCGAUUUAUGGAAUGGUCUUCAAUUCGAGUCUGUUGAUGUAUACAAUCUUAUCCUAUAUGGUUCUGGUGCUUUUUGGGGCCUUUGGUUGGUUUCAGCCAUUGUUGGUGCUAUUGAUUCCAUCCCAGUGGUUCCUAAGCUGUUGGAAGUUGUGGGGCUUGGUUACACAGUGUGGUUCACAGCUCGCUAUUUGUUAUUGAAGGAAAGUAGAGAUGAAUUGGCUGCUAAGAUCGAUGAGUUAAAGGACCAGGUUGUCGGUUCGGAUUGACGUCGGAUUUGGUUUAAUCGAGUCGUGGUAGCUUCGAGAGUAAGGUAUUUGGCCUUCUAUGAAACCAUUUAGAUGUUAGAAGUUGGGUUUGUUUUCUCACCAUUUCUUUUCACGUUUUCAUUUCAUUGAAGGGAGACAAAAUCUUCACUCUUUAAGAGACCUCCAAAACAAUCAAAGUAUUGGGAAAAAGAUGGAAAUCUGUCAAACAAGCCUCUUCCUCUAUUUCCCUUUUGACCAAAUCUCUUACCCCUUGUCGGUUUGUUGUUCAUGUAUUGAAUUUUAUUUGCUUUCUUCUGUGGUU